Messenger RNA from Glycine soja, 1423 nucleotides. RefSeq names its product protein BRASSINAZOLE-RESISTANT 1-like. The transcript has 2 exons. Gene Ontology annotation, molecular function: DNA-binding transcription factor activity. The record is from RefSeq and is a predicted model, not a curated record. Gene Ontology annotation, biological process: DNA-templated transcription; brassinosteroid mediated signaling pathway. The coding region runs from base 171 to 1133 and encodes 320 amino acids. Lineage: Eukaryota; Viridiplantae; Streptophyta; Magnoliopsida; Fabales; Fabaceae.
UAAACAUAAACAGGAAGAGAAGACAAGGAGAAGAAAAAGAAAGAAGUAGAAGUAGGAGCAGCAGCACAUUCCUCGUGACUCGUGAGGUUCGUUACUAGCGUGUGUGGAUUUUAAAUCAGGUGCGACGCGGUGUAGAGAGUGGCGGUGGUGUCGCCGUGGCGGAAGUGAGAAUGACUUCGGACGGAGCAACGUCGGCGGCGACUAACCGGAGGAAGCCGUCUUGGAGGGAGAGGGAGAACAACCGGAGGAGAGAGAGAAGAAGGAGAGCCAUUUCGGCGAAGAUAUACUCCGGUCUUAGGGCGCAAGGGAACUACAAUUUGCCCAAACACUGCGACAACAACGAAGUCUUGAAGGCUCUCUGCGCUGAAGCUGGUUGGGCCGUCGAAGAAGACGGCACCACCUAUCGCAAGGGAUGCAGGGCACCAUAUCCAGGUGAUGGUGUAGGCACCUCCACCAGAAACACUCCUUUCUCAUCACAAAAUCCAAGUCCUCUUUCGUCGUCAUUUCCGAGUCCAAUUCCUUCAUAUCAAGUGAGCCCUUCCUCCUCCUCUUUCCCGAGCCCUUCUCGUUUGGAUGCAAACAACCCUUCAAACCUGAUUCCAUAUAUUCGGCAUGCGUUUCCUGCGUCUGUCCCUCCUUUAAGGAUAUCAAACAGCGCCCCUGUGACCCCACCCCUGUCCUCGCCAACUUCCAGAAACCCCAAACCAAUUCCCACAUGGGAUUCCAUUGCCAAAGCCUCCAUGGCAUCAUCCUUCAACCACAGCCACCAUCCUUUCUUUGCGGCUUCAGCACCGGCUAGCCCCACACACCGCCACCUUUAUGCCCCACCCACUAUUCCGGAGUGUGAUGAGUCUGAUACCUCCACUGUUGAGUCUGGUCAGUGGCUGAACUUCCAAGCAUUUGCCCCUUCUGUUUCUCCUGUGCCUAUCUCUCCCACCAUGAAUUUUAUCAAACCUGUUGUGAGUCAGCAGCACAAGCACAACCUCAAUCUCCCUGGUAAUGGAAUCCAAGAGAUGAGAAUUUCGGAGCCCGAAUUUGCGAUGCAGGUGAAGCCUUGGGUUGGGGAGAGGAUUCAUGAAGUGGGAUUGGAUGAUUUGGAACUCACACUUGGAAGUGGGAAGACGCCUGCUUAGGCUUAUGUCUGAGACCCCACAAAACACAAUUGUUGACUCGAUUUGGGAUGUCGAAAUUCAAGUAACUGUUAUAGUAAAUGGUCCAGCUCUCUUGCCGCAAGUAGCAGCUCGUAUGUAACCACCUCAAACUUGUUAUUGGAAUCGGGAAGUAUCAGAUGUCAUGGGCAUUUUAUGUUUACAGUUAUGUCCAAAACCAAAACUCUUCUUUUAUUCACUCUUUUUAACAUAUUAUUUUAAAGGAUUUUAAACAUAUAAACAAAUAGAAUAAGAAUUGUUAUUUUUUGUUUUUA